GAAAUCAUCGCGUCAAGCACAAUACAACGCAGAAGAAAAACGGCCGUUCGACCACCUCUGUCUGGCUGCAGUCAGACGUGUAAUGCAGUUCGGUCCGUGCAGAACGUGCCUUAAAACGCGGUGCUAAUCAAUAUCGGAGUGACCAUGAUGGAAGGAAUUCAAAGUGGUGUAGUCAAGUGCGGUGGGUAUCGGUACGACGACGGGACGCGCUACAUCGGAGACUGGAACCAACGUGGUCAGAAACAUGGCAUGGGCUCGAUGAUGUUCUCCGAUGGAACGCGCUACGACGGAGCCUUCAGCAACGGUGUCUGUUCAGGAUUGGGAGUGAUGUGUUUUCCCGAUGGUGCCAAAUACGAAGGCGAAUUCAUGCAGGGCUGGUUCCAUGGUCACGGGGUUUUCUGGCGAUCCGACGGCAUGAAGUACGAAGGUGAAUUCCGUGGUGGACGUAUUUGGGGCCUCGGUUUGAUCACGUUCAGUGAUCAAAGUCACGGAUUUCCACGGAACGAAGGAUUUUUCCAGGACUGCCGGCUGGUGCGUAAGAAGCGAUGUCCAGAGGUGAUUCAACGCGCCCAAAAAGUGGCUCUGAUGGCCAGAGCGCAGUGCGAUCAAGGGAACUGAAAGCCGGAAUUUCAACUCAAUUUCAAAAACAUGCCAUACGGUUUGGCGUACAUACGUCAGUGUACCAAUCGGAUGAA
Ochlerotatus camptorhynchus is the source of this 695-nucleotide messenger RNA. It is a transcript of the gene rtp, whose product is annotated as retinophilin. Gene Ontology annotation, cellular component: cell projection. The record is from RefSeq and is a predicted model, not a curated record. Bases 145 to 618 code for a protein of 157 amino acids. The transcript has 3 exons. Lineage: Eukaryota; Metazoa; Arthropoda; Insecta; Diptera; Culicidae. Gene Ontology annotation, biological process: response to axon injury.